Messenger RNA from Panicum hallii, 1810 nucleotides. Its product is annotated as berberine bridge enzyme-like 18. The transcript has a single exon. Gene Ontology annotation, molecular function: oxidoreductase activity; FAD binding. The coding region runs from base 46 to 1623 and encodes 525 amino acids. NCBI's taxonomy places the organism in Eukaryota, Viridiplantae, Streptophyta, Magnoliopsida, Poales, Poaceae. The record is from RefSeq and is a predicted model, not a curated record.
GCGCUCCAAUCCUCCAACACAGUCGCCACUUACGACGCAUCAAUCAUGGCAAGAACACCCAUACUCGCCUUGCACCUUCUCGUAGCCCUUUGCAUCCUCUCCAGCGCGAGAACAUCCUCGUCAGCUUCCAGCGAUGUCGAUGGAUUCAUCGGCUGCCUCUCCGCGGGCAUUCCGCUUUCCCUCAUCCACACCCCAGCAGCCAACUCCUAUUCCUCGCUCCUGAUGUCCUCCGUCCGGAACCUCCGCUACGUCUUGCCGGGCACCACGAGGCCGCUCCUGAUCGUUGCGGCCACCGAGCCCGCCCAUGUGCAGGCCACCGUAGUCUGCGGCCGCCGCCACAGCGUCCGCAUCCGCACGCGCAGCGGCGGGCACGACUACGAGGGCCUCUCCUACGCCUCCGUCGACCCCGACCAGCACUUCGCCGUGCUCGACCUCGCCGAGCUCCGCGCGAUCAGCAUCGACGCCUCAAGAUCCGAGGCUUGGGUCGGGUCAGGCGCCACGCUCGGCGAGCUCUACUACGCCGCCGCCGCCGCCAACCAAACGUUCGGGUUCCCCGCGGGCAACUGCCCCACCGUCGGCGUCGGCGGCCACCUGAGCGGCGGCGGGUUCGGCGCGCUGUCGCGCAAGUACGGCCUUUCCGCCGACAACGUCAUCGACGCGGUCGUGGUGGACGCCGAGGGGAGGCUGCUGAACCGAAGCACCAUGGGGAAGGACCUCUUCUGGGCCAUCCGCGGCGGCGGCGGCGAGAGCUUCGGCGUCGUCCUGUCCUGGAAGGUGCGGCUGGUGGCCGUGCCGGAGACCGUCACCGUGUUCAGCAUCCGCCGUCUGAGGAACGAGUCCGCCGUCGACCUCAUCACCAAGUGGCAAGCGAUCGCGCCGGCCCUCCCCAGGGACCUGUACCUCCGCGUGCUGGUGCAGAACCAGCAGGCGAACUUCGUCGCCCUGUUCCUCGGCCGGUGCGGCGGCCUCGUCGACACCAUGCGCGGCCACUUCCCGGACCUCGGGAUGACGGAGCGGGACUGCCAGGAGAUGAGCUGGGUCAAGUCCACGGUCUUCUUCUUCUACAACACCGCCGACCGGCCGACCGAGGUGCUCCUGGACCGGCGCAGCGCCAACUACUACCUCAAGGUGAAGUCCGACCACGUGGCGGAGCCCAUCCCCAGGCAGGCGCUGGAGGGCAUCUGGACCAAGUGGCUCGAGCAGCCCGAGGCGGCGCUGAUCAUGCUCGACCCCUACGGCGGGCGGAUGGGCAGCAUCCCGCCGUCGGCGACGCCGUUCCCGCACCGGCACUACCUCUACCAGUUCCAGUUCUUCUCUUUCUGGUUCGAGAACGGGACGGCGGCGCUGGAGCGGCGGCUCAGCUGGGUGAGGGGGGUGUACGAGGACCUGACGCCGUUCGUGUCCAAGAACCCCAGGGCUGUGUACGUGAACUACAGGGACCUGGACCUCGGGACGAACGAGCUGGAGGGCAACGUGACCAGCUACGCCAAGGCUAGGGUUUGGGGGGAGAAGUACUUCAAAGGUAACUUCAAGAGGUUGGCGGCGGUGAAGAGCAUGGUGGAUCCUGACGAUUUCUUCCGGAACGAGCAGAGCAUCCCUCCUCUUCCUGCUGCCAAAGGGUAGAGAGCUCCAUGCGUUUGAUCGACCAUCCGUGCCAAUUAAGGAAAAAUAAUUAAUUCGUCUCUCUCUCUCUCUCUCUGUGUAUGUAUCGUUUUCCCAUUUAUUAUUUCGUGUGGAUUGGAAUAAAAAUUUGUCUAUGUGAUGAAGUAACGUGUACUUAAUUAAAUUGUUCACUUGAUCUCUUUGAAAA